Erpetoichthys calabaricus (reedfish) is the source of this 3846-nucleotide messenger RNA. RefSeq lists its product as uncharacterized. Gene Ontology annotation, biological process: DNA integration. The record is from RefSeq and is a predicted model, not a curated record. Gene Ontology annotation, molecular function: nucleic acid binding. Lineage: Eukaryota; Metazoa; Chordata; Cladistia; Polypteriformes; Polypteridae. The transcript has 6 exons. Bases 1 to 3846 code for a protein of 1281 amino acids.
AUGUCGAGAUGGUGCAGGAAAUUAGAAAGAUUCCAGCAUCCCUGCAAGAAAACAACGCACUUCCUCAAAUCCAAGUUAAUGGAAAGGACACCUUCAUCAGCAGACGUGGGAGGAAGUCCUCGCUUUGCAAGUAACAAAUAUAACACUGGCGACGAGGAUGCGACGGAUUUAAAAGAGCACCGCUAUGGCUACGCAACGUGCAAAAUGAGCAAAAGGGAUAAAAUGGCAAUGAUAACGGGACAUUUCGGGCCAUUCGAUGAUUCAGUUGAGCAAUGGGGCGAUUAUACAGAGAGAUUUGAGUUUUUUGUGAAAGCCAACGCCAUUGACGAUGACUUGAAAGUGCCGACAUUUCUUAGCGUUAUCGGGGCAAAGACAUUUAGUCUACUGAGAAGUUUGGUACGGCCAGGAAAACCCGGUGACAAGUCAUUUGAUGAUAUUGCAAAGAUUCUGGACUCACAUUUUUCGCCUAAGCCGUUACUACUAGCUGAAAGAUUUAGAUUUCACAAACGGAACCAGGAAGAAGGCGAGUCUGUUGCUCAAUAUGUAGCGGUACUCAAGAAACUUACAGAAUAUUGUGAAUUUGGUGCUAAUUUGGAUGACGCCUUACGGGACAGUCUAGUGUGCGGAUUGAGAAAUGAGGGCCUUCAGAAGCGGUUACUCACUGAGGCCAACCUCAUAAUGCAGAAAGCGAUUGAGAUAGCCGUGUCUAUGGAGCUGGCUGCUAAAGAAGCACAGCAGUUAGGGGCAGCUGCUAGAAAAGAAAAUAAAACUGACAGUGAGACUGAUUCUGAGGCUGAGCUACUAAUUAAAACACUGAAUAAAAAAAGAGGCUCAGCAGCAUAUACUAUUACUGCCAUGCUGGAAGGGCACCCUGUGAAGAUGGAGGUGGAUACUGGAGCAGCGGUCUCCCUAAUAUCAGAGAAACUGUUUAAGAAAAAAUUAAAUCACCUUCCACUGAAACACCCUAAGAUCAUAAUAAAGACAUACACUGGGGAGAGUGUGCCUAUGUUGGGUAAAACAAAGGUUCAGGUUGAACUAAAUGGGCAAAGAACCAAAUUGCCUGUAUAUAUUGUAAAAGGUGAUUAUCCAGCUCUGAUGGGCAGAUCGUGGCUAGAAAAAGUACAGUUGGAUUGGACCAAAGUGAAUGCUGUGUCUGUUGAACAGUCCGAGUUGAAUUUGGUCCUGAGAAAGCACCAAGCUGUAUUCCAAGAGGAACUGGGGAGUAUAACAGGGAUUAAAGUGACACUCCGGGUGCAACAAAAUUGUCAGCCAAGAUUUUUAAAGGCAAGGAGUGUUCCUUACGCUUUAAGACCUAAGGUGGAGGCGGACAUUGACCGGCUUGUCAAACUAGGAGUCCUAGACCCUGUUUCUCAUUCUGAGUGGGCCACACCUGUGGUUCCGGUGGUCAAGUCUGAUGGAUCUGUACGAUUAUGUGGGGACUUUAAGGUAACAGUUAACCCUGUACUCAUAGCUGAGCAAUACCCCCUUCCUGUGAUUGAAGAUAUUUUUGCUGGAUUAGCUGGGGGAAACAAAUUUAGUAAAAUAGACCUCAGCCAAGCAUACUUGCAAAUGCAUGUAGAUGAGGACUCACAAAAGUACCUCACCAUAACAACACAUAAAGGGCUGUACCGUUAUUGUCGUUUACCCUUUGGAAUUACUUCAGCACCAGCGUUAUUUCAGCGUGCCAUGGAUCAGAUCCUUAGUGAAUUACCAGGGGUACAGUGUUACCUGGAUGACAUCCUGGUCACAGGGCGAGAUGACAAGGAGCACAUGGCCAAUCUGGAUAAAACCUUAAGCAGGCUAGAAAAGUAUGGGCUGCGUGUAAACAAGGAGAAAUGUGACUUUUUCAAAAUGUCUGUGGAGUACCUAGGACAUGUUAUUGAUUCUGAGGGGUUGCACACAGCUCCUUCAAAAUUGAGUAGCCCUGCAAUAGUAGAUGCCCCUGCUCCAAGCAAUGUCAGCCAACUGAGAUCAUUCUUGGGUCUCGUGAACUAUUAUGGGCGUUUCAUUCCACAGCUAGCAACGUUGUUGAAACCACUCCAUGAGUUGCUGUGUGAGAGUAGACCCUGGAAAUGGUCACAGGAGUGUGAAACGACAUUUAGCAAAACCAAGGCCGCGCUGGCUGAUAAAAGAGUUUUAACACAUUUUGACCCAUCCUUACCAAUUCAGUUAGCUUGCGAUGCAUCCCCUUACGGUGUUGGGGCUGUGGUGUCGCAUAUUAUGUCAACAGGUGAGGAGCGACCAAUUGCAUUUGCGUCAAGAACAUUGAGUAAAACUGAAACAAAAUAUCCUCAAAUUGAAAAAGAGGCUUUAAGCAUCAUUUUUGGAAUAAAAAAAUUCCACACUUACCUCUUUGGUCGAAAAUUUACCCUGCUAACAGACCACAGACCUCUCACGUCUAUUUUUGGCUCACACACUGGUGUACCAUCUAUGGCAGCAAGCAGACUGCAGCGCUGGGCAUUGCUUCUUGGGGCUCACAAUUAUGAGAUCAAAUACAGGCGUUCGGAGGCACAUGGAAAUGCAGAUGGUUUGUCAAUUAAGCAAGAAACCAAGGGUGAUUAUACACUGUCAAAACUACUCACCUGCAUUCUUAAAGGGCAGGACCUUAGCACCCUUAAUGCACUGCCUGAUGUUCAGCCUUACCUUUCACGGGGAAAGGAGCUAUCUGUGACAGCAGGAUGCCUCAUGUGGGGCAUGCGAGUAAUUAUACCACAAAGGUUGAGGAAACCCAUUCUGGAUGAGUUACAUCUUGGACACUGUGGUAUAGUCCGAAUGAAAGAGCUAGCCCGGAGUUAUUUUUGGUGGCCUGGACUGGAUCGUGAUAUUGAGGAAAAGGCAAAUUCAUGUUCAUCAUGUCAAGGCCUCAGAAAUAUGCCAAGUCCAGCACCAUUGCAUCCAUGGGAAUGGCCUGCCAGUCCUUGGCAACGCAUUCAUUUAGAUUUUGCAGGACCUGUAGAGGGUGUUAUGGUUCUGGUCGCAGUGGAUGCACAUUCUAAGUGGCCUGAGAUCACUGUCAUGCCCGACAUCACAUCAGAAAAGACAAUCCAAACCUUAAGAGAGAUGUUUGCACGUUUUGGACUGCCAGAGCAGAUCGUGACGGAUAAUGGGCCUUCUUUUGUAUCCCAAGAAAUGGAAGAAUUCCUAAAAGGUAAUGGUAUUAAACAUCUCCUAUCCAGCCCUUAUCAUCCUUCAACUAAUGGCCUGGCUGAAAGAAUGGUGCAAACCCUUAAACAUGCUCUUAAAGCAUCCAAAAGUGAAGCACCAUUCAAACAACGUCUUUAUACCUUUCUUCUUAAAUAUCUUGACACACCCCAUGCAACAACAGGUAUGUCACCAGCUGAUCUGUUCCUAAAAAGGCAGCUGAGAACACGUCUUGAUUUGUUGAGACCAGCUACCACUCAAAUGAGAGUUUAUGAUAAGCAGCACGAUCAAGUAAAACAACGUGCCAAGCGGGCUAAAGAUCGUGAGUUUUUCAGUGGAGAUGCUGUCCUUGCUCGUAAUUAUUCCACCACUGAGAAAUGGGUACCAGCAACCAUUCUUCAAAAGACUGGACCUGUCUCUUAUAAGGUAUGCACACGAGACCACCAGACAUGGAGACGACAUGUUGAACAGCUGUUACCCUCUAUACCUGUUGAAGAAGCCGGUAGCACAGAAACGUCUGAGGAACCUAGUUUUAGUGAGUUGAUCCAAAGCCAGCCAGGAAUACCACCUGACUCUCCUGUUUCAAUUCCUGCCGAUGCUGUCGUGCCAAGGUUACCUGAGGUUGCCUUAGGGGAUGAACACACCUCAGCUGUACGACGUAACCCUCUCAGAAGCAGGAAGCCUCCUGACCGUCUUAACUUAUGA